AUGAGUCGUCACUAUGGUGGCCGCGGUCGGCAGUACCGAGAGCCCGAGCCAUACUACGAGGACCCGGAAACGCGGUUCAAAAAUAUUAUCAUACGGAUGGGAGACGUGGACGCGCUGCAGGAGGUUGACCGCCAAGUACACAACAUAACCGAAGCUGAGAACAUCAACAUUUCAGCCUUGUCCGAAGCUAUCCGUAUAGGUCUGACAGAGCAGCCGUACAAAGUUCCCUACUACGCGCUAUUCCUACGACGGCUAUUGGACUGCCCCGCAAAGGGCGAAGGAAGCGCCGCUCCGAGCGCGUCCAUUGGCCGUCAAGUGCUUGAAGACUUCUGGAAAGGUUUCCAAAGUUAUCUCGAUAAGCUCGCCUGGCGAGAAGUCCGCUUCUGCAUCCACUUCUUCGCACACUUGACAGUCGCUCGUGUCAUCUCGCCGCAGUCCAUGCUCUCCCUUUUACAAUCCUUGACUGCCGUGCUUGACGAGUUUGGUGUGUCCCAUGCUCGCGCAAAACGUGCUGCGCGCUCCGCCGCGGAAGGCCUUAUGCGGGCUGGCAAGAUCCUCAAAGAGCAGUCGGCUGCAUCUGUCAUUGAAAUGAUCACCGCUAUCCAGACUUACAGCGAGCUCAUGCCAAACGCGAAAUGGCUCGUACACCCGGCGUCAGGCGUCAACAGCACGGAAUCUCCCGUCAUUGGCGCAGACGAGAGUCUAGACACUGCUAUCGCAGCACUCAAGGCCUUGGACGCGAACGACUUUGAGGACGUAUCUUCGAUAUACAUCCAGCCUUACGCCGACGUAGCAAAGGGCGAGUUUGACUUGUAUGAAUUGCCCUCCGUCUUGGUCCCUCCAGACGCCAUGGAGCUCGAAUCUCUUGGUCCGGACGUCAGCGAGGACGUUCCGAUCAAGAAGGAGGAGUGGCCCGAGUCCUAUCUACGACUAUUCCCUGACGAGGUAACGCCCAACCCAUCUACGCCGGCAGGCUACGCCGCGCGGUCGGAUAUCGCAGAUAUCAUCGACAUAUUCGAGAUCAACCGCAAAGAAUGCGCACGAUUGCUAUUGGAGUAUCCGAAGUGGACGCCGCCUGGCACCUUUAAACCGCGACCAGGUGGACCGGAUGAUGACCCUGAGCGCCAACCAGUGCCCAGUAAGGACUGGCAACUCGAAAGCGCUCUAGUAGAGACCGCUCUCAGCCACCAGUUCCUGUUACCUGACGCUCCGAAACACACAAUCUACUACGGCGCUCUCAUCACGGAGCUAUGUAAGUUGUCGCCGCAAACUGUUGGGCCGGCGGUUGGCAAGUCCAUCCGCAAGUGCUACAGCUACCUCGUCGAAGGGCUCGACGUCGAAGUUGGCCGCCGUUUCGCUGAGUGGUUCUCAGUGCAUAUGAGCAAUUUCAACUUCCAAUGGGUCUGGAAAGAAUGGAUCGAGGACCUCAACUUGCCCGCUUCGCACCCAAAGAAGAUCUUCAUUCGACUGGCGCUGGAGCAGGAAAUCAGACUAUCGUACUACGAUCGUAUCGUCAAGACGUUGCCUCCCCAGUUCCAGGAUGCGGAAGCGGGCGCUAUUGCGGAUCAAGCACCAGGACCAGAGUAUGACUAUGAGUUGCCAUCUGCACCGCAUUACGAGCACGCUCAAAACGUCCUCAACCAACUUCGCGCUCGCGCAAAACCGGACGAAGUAACAACAGUACUCGACUCUAUCCGCGAUCAACUAAACGAAGAAGGCGAAGCAAAUGCGGAUCAAGUCGUGCGCACCAUCACCGUCCAAUCACUCCUCCACAUUGGCUCGCGAUCCUUCUCGCAUUUCCUGAACGCAAUCGAGCGCUACAUCGUUCUUCUCCGCCAUCUCGCGGCAGGCGGCGAGCGUGCGGGCGCUAAGGGUGAUGUCCUCAAUGCCGCGGCGCGUUUCUGGUACCGGAACCCUCAGAUGGUUUCGAUCGUCUUCGACAAGUUCAUGCAGUACCAGAUCGUCGAUCCUACGGAUUGCGUGCGCUGGGUCUUUGCUCAUGCUGAGAACGGCCUGGAUUGGGUACUGUUGAAGGGAGCGAUCGAUAAGGCGAAUGGUCGUGUAAUUGUCGCGCGUAAGCGCAUCGCCGCUCUGCGUAAGGAGGAAGAUGAGACGCGUGCGCGUGAGCUCGCUACGGACGCGAGUCAUAUGGAGGUCGAUGCGGAAGUGAAAGCCGAGGAACCCACAUCCGAAUCGCCGGCUUUGUCUGCUGCUCUCAAGGCGGUUUCCACGCUUACAAGGGAACAGAAGUCAACCCUCUCACUCGUCGUGGAGGGAUUCGUCGACCUUCUUCACCCAACGGACUCAUCACUGCCUGUAUACUCUGUCUUCACGCAGAGCGCAUGGGAUGAUCGCGCGUCAUGGACAAAUGAGCACUGGGUUGCCUGGUCCGCAUGGGGCUGGUACAAGCACUUCUGCCGCGCAUAUGCACCUUACCUGCGUACUUUCGCGAACACGCUCAGCAUCGUAUCACUCGCGAAGAUCGAGUCGGCCGAAGACGAGUCGGCUAAGAUGAUGAAGCGCGUAUGGAACGGGGCGACAGGCCAGGAGUAG
Peniophora sp. CBMAI 1063 is the source of this 2553-nucleotide messenger RNA. NCBI's taxonomy places the organism in Eukaryota, Fungi, Basidiomycota, Agaricomycetes, Russulales, Peniophoraceae. The record is from the annotation of a GenBank genome assembly.